Molecule: messenger RNA, 6186 nt
Organism: Sus scrofa (pig)
Lineage: Eukaryota; Metazoa; Chordata; Mammalia; Artiodactyla; Suidae
Source: RefSeq, a predicted model, not a curated record
UGCUGUACAGCAGAAAUUGACAGAACAUUGUAAAUCAACAAUAAUAAAAUUUUUAAAAAAUAAAUUUAAAAAAUAAAAUUAAAAAUUAAAGAAAGGAUGGAGCACAAGGGUUACAUUAGAAAACAAAUGAGGGUCUGGUAGAGGAGGACUUGGGAUGUUUUAGCAGAUUCACUGUUAUUUGCUGCAUUAUUAAACUCCCAGUGCCUCAGUUUUCUUAUCUGUAAAAUGGGAAUAUCUAUCACAUAAGUUUGAGGAUUGACUGCGAUAACACAUGGGAUGUUUUCCGAAGACGGCCUGUCAUCAUCAAAGUUAUUACUGAUGUUAAAGCCAGAGCUGGGAUACACAGGGUCCUGCUUUUUCGUCCCAGUCUGUUCCCACUUGGACUCACUGCACCUGGAAAGAAGCCUGGAGUUGCAAAAUGGUUUGAAAUCCACUCUGCUGAAGCCAGGCCAUCUCAGACUCUCUGGCAACACUGUGUUCUUUGUAGCAACAACUGGCCGGUGAUGGGUAGCAGUAAAUCUCUACGCAUUUGGUCCAGAACUCUCUUUAUAGCUUUCCAUCUGGCUUUCUUUACCCAUCAAAAUCCCAUGCCUGCCUCCAUGCUGAUAUUUAACUAUCCCUGAACUACACUGUGCUAGGUGGGUCUGCUGGGUGGGUCACCUAUAGGAUCACCCCUAUACACCCCAGGAGAUAAGGAUUGUGUCCGUUUUUUCCAGCUGGGAAAAUUAAAUCAGAGGGGUUCAGUGACUUAUCCGAGGGCACACAGCAGAGAAGAGGGUAGGUCCUCCCUCAACCUCCACCCCCACACUUUUUUAUUUUUUGCCAAGCCCGGGGUAUGCGAAGUUCCAGGGCCAGGGAUCUAACCCACGCCACAGCAAGGACCCAAGCCAGAUCCUUAACCCGCUGUGCCACCACGGGAACCGUCCACCCCUGCACUUUCAAGAGCUUUCGUUUUAGCAGAAAGAGCGCCGGGAUGGAGUCAUACACAGCAGGCUCCCAAUACGUGGUCAUGCACUUGAGGCUCUUUCUCAUUGAGCCUCGCUUUCUCCAUGUGGAAAAUAGGGAUAAUAGUAACUCAGACCGUUUUAAGAACUAAAAAUCACAUGCUUAUACUAUCUAGCACAUGCUAAGCAUAUCGGUAAUUGCUUGUCAUUAUAUAUCAGCCCUUUCCAUUUCUUUUUGAGAGGCGGACGCUGUGGGUUGGCGUUUGAGGUGAAUUUGGUGAUGCUCCAAAUUUCCAUAGGGAGGGAAAACUCGCCGGGUCAACCUGAUAAAAACCAGCCACGGUACCAGACAGGCAUUACGCAUGCGCAUUCGGAAGAGCCAGAGGCACUGGGCCCAGAAUCCUACCGUGGAUGGAGACUCCCGUGAACCGGCAGAAUACCUGGACCGAAAGGAGCUGGACUGUGACAGAGGCUCUGAGAUCCGGGCGAACAACAGGUGCAAACGCCCCACAGUGGAAGAGUUAAGGAUCUAUUUGCAGAAGAGGGGGCUGCGCCGGAAUCCCCCUUUGCCUCCUCACCACCGGGAGCUGACUGACAGCAGCCUCACCUCACCCUCUCUUUGGCAUCUGGAGCCCAAGGACUGAGUCAGGGACAGACCUCACCUCAUGAAGGCAGGAGACGGAGAAGCGGGUCCUGGAGACCCCCCAGACUGUCUGGGGUUCGAUCCAGGUCAGCUGAGGAUACACCCUGAAGAGCCUGAGGUCCCAGAAGAAGAGGCUCCCGGAGGAGCCGAGGAUGCGGCUCCGGUCCUGGUGCAGCUCAUCGAUGAGCACGGGGCGUACUCGACAGCGCGGCUGGUUCCGGACGCGGCAGCGGCGGCGGAGCGCUCCUCGAAGAGGGCGCCAGGCUCCCUCCGCGACAGCUCUGAGAGCCGGGAGGGGCUGCUCAGGAGGUUCAGCUGCGGGGCCUGCGGGAAAGCCUUCAAGCGCGCUUGGGAACUGCUGAGCCACGAGGUGGUGCACACUGCGGCGCGGCCCUUCCGCUGCGGCCUGUGUGCGGCCGCCUUCAAACGCCACUCGGACUGCAAGAGCCACCGCCUGGUGCAUAGCGACGAGCGCCCUCACCGCUGCGACGCCUGCGGCAAGCGUUUCAAGCGAGCCAGCAACCUGCAGGAGCACCGCCGCAUCCACACCGGGGAGCGCCCGUUCUCCUGCGCAUCCUGCCCAAAGCGCUUCAAGACCCCCUACGAGCUACAUCGUCAUGAGCCUCUGCACGCUCCUUCGCGGCCCUUCCCCUGCCCGGACUGCGGCAAGGCCUUCGCAGCUGGGCCCGCCCUGCUUCUGCACCGGCGGCAGCACUGCGAGGACAAGCCCCACGCGUGCGGGGUGUGCGGCAAGCGCUUCACCUACGGCCACAGCCUGCGGGUGCAUGAGCGCGUGCACACGGGCGAUCGGCCCUUCGUCUGCCCGCUGUGCGCCAAGGCCUUCAAGCAGUCCAAUGCGCUGGCCUCUCACCACCGCGUGCACUCGGGCGAGCGGCCCUACCGCUGUGCCACGUGCGGCAAGGCUUUCAAACAGUCGUCCUACCUGUCUAUCCACCGGCGCAUGCACACGGGUGAGCGGCCCUACCCCUGCGACACCUGCGGCAAAGCCUUCGCCAGGCCCUCGCUGCUCCUGCAGCAUCGCCGCGUGCACAGCGCCACACGCCCCCACGCCUGCCGCUUCUGCCCUAAGCUCUUCAAGGACCUGAACUACUGCGCGGUCCACGAGAAGGUGCACACGCGGGACACGCCCUACAAGUGCGGCAUCUGCGGCAAGGGCUUCGCGCAUCCCAGCAACCUGCAGCAGCAUCAGAGGGUGCAUGGGGAUGGGUGAGGGCUGGGUGCUGGGUAGCGGGGAGCCAAGGAGGGCUCCAUGUCCCCAAAGCCGUUAUACAAGCAGUAACCAUGUCCAGGAGAGGCCCUCUUUAGGACAGUGCAGUCCAAUAGCACUUUCUGCAGCGAGAGAAAUAUUUGGGGGAGUUCCCUGGCGGCUCAGCAGGUUAAGGAUCCAGUGUUGCCACCAUUCCGGCUUGGCACCUAUGUGCCGUGACAGAGGUUUGACCCCGGUCCCAGGGAACUUCCACAUGCUUUGGGGUUGCCAAAGAAAGGAAAGUUUGGCAUCAGUGCCCUCCAAUAUCUUAGCAACCAGCCAUGUGGUCUUUUGAGCGUUUGAAUUGUGGCUAGUACCCCUGUGGAAGAGUUGUGUUUGGUUUUUUGUUUUGUUUUUUGUAACUUUUUGGUUUGAAAUAGACUCACAAGAAGUUGCAAAUAUCACACAGACUUUCCCAUGUGCCUUCACACGGCUUCCCCCGUGGAGCCCAUCUUAGAUAACCAUAGGACAUUAUCCAAAACCAGGCAAUCCUGGAGUUCCCUUGAUGGCUCAGCAGUUAACAAACCCGACUAGGAUCCAUGAGGAUGCAGGUUCAAUCCCUGGCCUUGCUCAGUGGCUUCAGGAUCGGGUGUUGCCAUGAACUGUGGCGUAGGUUGCCGAUGCAGCUCAGAUCCCACGUUACUGUGGCUGUGGCCUAGGCGGGCAGCUGCAGCUCCAAUUUGACCCCUAGCCUGGGAACUUCCAUAGGCCGUGUGCGUGGCCCUAAAAAGCAAAAUACAUACAUACAUACAUAACCAGGCAGUCCAUUCUGGAACGACUCUGUUAACGUGGGUACCGAUCUUUAUUCGGCGUUCACCAAAAUUUAAGUGAAUAGUCAAACUCGCCAAAUUUGAACCAACUGCACUUUCAAGAGCCACAGGUGGCCAGUUGCUGCCCUCUUGGCCCACAGGUCAAAGGCAUGGAGGCGUGCCACACACCACGGUCCCGGUAAGCUGCUUCGUGUUCUUGAUAUUCUCAAGAAGGGCUUUGCAGAGGGGCUUUCACAAAACAUUUCUCUUUUUCUUUUUUCCUGCAAAGUCAAGAGGAACACGUAUAAUGGAGUUCCUGUCGUGGCUCAGUGGUUAACGCAUCUGACUAGGAACCAUGAGGUUGCGGGUUUGAUCCCUGGCCUCACUCAGUGGGUUAAGGAUCCGGUGUUGCCGUGAGCUGUGGUGUAGGUUGCAGAUGCGGCUCGGAUCCCGCGUUGCUGUGGCUCUGGUGUAGGCUGGCAGCUACAGCUCGGAUUCGACCCCUAGCCUGGGAACCUCCAUAUGCCACGGGAGUGGCCCAAGAAAUGGCAAAAAUAUCAAAAAUAAGGGGAGGGGACAUGUAUAAAUCUCACCCAGAGCAGAAAGUGCACAUACCCAACCCAGUACACGGGUUAUGUGGUGUAAACUCAGAGCUGCUACCGCGAAUGACCCAUUAGGUGGCCCUGUAGCUGUUACUAAUUUACUCUGCGAAUGAGGGCCUCUGGUCAUGAGAACGUCCCCGUGGUGGCUUGUGGCCUGAGAAACCUCUGGGUCACGCCCCAAGUGCUGGUCCAAGCUGUGGGUGCUUGAAUGUGAGCCCGGCAUGCACCUCUCUGUCUGCAAAGCCAAUGUCUUCCUUCUGGUCAGUUCUCCUCUGGUUGGGAGAGGGGGCAUGUGCUGCCCUCCUCUGUUUGUGCCCUUUGGGAGGCCAUGCAAGGACCAGGAGACCAGCCCCGUCUGCUGGGGGGUCUCCAACCUGCCGCAGUGAGGUUAGUGGGAUUUUGCGUUGGGUUAUUUUCCCGCUCAGCUCUGAGUCUGGAUAUUCACUUCUGGGAAAACAGCCCCCCCCCCCCCAUUUACAGACGAGCCGACUGAGGCUUAUGGAGAUGGGAACCCCCACAGGUAUUUUGAAACGGGUAUGGUUGAGGCAGAAAUGAAAUCGGAUCUUCGGAAACCAGCCUUGUGAUGUCAUGCUGAUAAGUAGAGAUCCUUCCUUUGAGCCUCCAGAAGGUCCUCGACCACGUGGAAACCAUCCACCCUAGAGCCAUCCAGGUCUAGUGAGGACAGAGGUGCUGGGGGUCACGGGGAUUGAGGGUGGGUUGCAUGGGCUCUUGCAUUUAGGGACGAAAGAAGGCGAAGGAAGAGAAUGAGAGGUUGAUUCAAUCACAGCCAAAAUAAUCUUAGCACAGGAAGAUUUUAACACUUCACCCUUUCUGUAUCUUGCUUUUAAGUCUCUAAGUGUAUUUCUUGUUUGGUAACAAUAUGAAUUCAUUUCUUAUAGUUGGAAAACGAUACCUAGAAAACAAUAAAGAUAAUUUCACAGAUAACCUAAGGCAGUCACCAUCUGGUAUUUGGAAUCUCCUUUAUCUCACCAGAAAAAAAAAAAAAAAAAAGAUAACCCAUCACCAAAUAUGGGCACUCACUGCAUCUCAUUCAAUUUUUAUAUACACUGAAUGCUGGCAUGUUGAAUAUAUUUAACAUGUAUUGAAUAUUUGGCCGUACCUACAGCAUAGGGAAGUUUCUGGGCCAGGGACUGAAUCCAAGCCACAGCUGUACCCUACACCACAGCUGCAGCAAUACCAGAUCCUUUAAGCCACCGCCAGAGCUGGGGAUGGAACCCACACCUCCACAGCGACCUGAGCUGCCAGAGUCUGAUUCUUAACCCACUGUAUCACAGCGGGAACCCCUGCAUGUAUAUGAUUAAUCUGGGUCUCUGAAGAUUCCGACCAUUGAAGACAAUUGCCUCCAAUAGUAUCAUGUCUAAUACCUGUCACUCUAUUUGAAGCCUCACUUUUUCACAACUUGAUCCAGGAAGGCUUAUACAACUACUCUCCAAGAACAUUUAAGGCAUUCACAACCAUUCACAAUGGUGGAGUUUUUUCCUUCUUUUUUUGGCCACACCAGUUCCCAGGUUAGGAGUUGAAUCUGAGCCGCAGCUGCGACCUACACCACAACCACAGCAAUGCUGGAUCCUUAACCCAUUUUGCAACACAGGAACUUCUAGGGAUGGUGUUUUUUCAUAUGCUAUGCCUUAAAUAUUUUACCUCCUUGUGUAAUUUCUAGCAUAAUAUAAGUACCUUUGCUGGAAUCGAGCGUAGGAAUGGGACAUCACUUCCAAAAAAAUCAGAAUAUACAUUCUUUCCAAGAGCACAUCCAACAUUCUCAAGGAUUGACCACAUACUGGGGCACAAAAAUAACUUCAACAACUUUAAGAGUGCAGAAAUUCUUUCUGUAUCUUCUCUGACCCUAAUGGCAUGAAACAAGAAAUCAACCACAGGAGAAGAAAUGAGAAAAAACUGACUACAUGGAAUAAACAACAUGCUACUAAAAAACCAAUGGUCAACGAGGAAAUCAAAAUGGAAA